Molecule: messenger RNA, 1307 nt
Organism: Phragmites australis (common reed)
Lineage: Eukaryota; Viridiplantae; Streptophyta; Magnoliopsida; Poales; Poaceae
Product: protein DMP6-like
Exons: 2
Coding region: 71-796 (241 amino acids)
Biological process (GO): endomembrane system organization
Source: RefSeq, a predicted model, not a curated record
AUUUCUGUUUCCCAGGCCUUUAAAUCCCCUCCCGUUCCAUUGGCAGUAGCAUAGUCCAUUGAUCGAUCACAUGCUCCAAUACCGAUCACGUUCCAAGCGAAGAUCAAUGCAAGGUGGUGUUGAGGGAUCGACGGCGAUGGUGGCAGCGCGGAACGGCGACGUGGAGGCACUGCGUGAGCAUGACGAGGGAUACCAUGAGCAGCAGCGGCCGCUGUUGGCGAAGCGCUCCGCCGUUGAGGACGGCGGCGGCGGCAUGAGCCCGAUCCAGCGGGCCAUCAGCCAGACGUACCAGAGCACGGCGCACCUGGCCGCGCUGCUCCCGACGGGCACUGUGCUAGCGUUCCAGCUGCUGUCCCCGAUAGUCACGGCCCAGGGCCACUGCAUCCGCGCCAACCGCGCCAUGGCGGGCGCGCUCGUGGCGCUCUGCGCGCUCUCCUGCUUCGUGCUCAGCUUCACGGACAGCUUCAGGGACGCCAAUGGCGCCGUGCGGUACGGGUUCGCCACGUACCGGGGGCUCUGGAUCAUCGACGGCGGGGCGGCGCUGGACCCGCAGGCCGCCGCGGGCUACAAGCUCCGGUUCCUGGACUUCGUGCACGCGGCGGUGUCCGUGAUGAUCUUCGCCGCCGUCGCGCUGUUCGACCAGAACGUGGUGUCGUGCUUCGACCCGGCGCCGUCGGAGGACACGAGGCAGGUGCUCACGGUGUUGCCGAUAGCCAUUGGCGUGAUCGGGAGCAUGCUGUUCGUGACCUUCCCGACCACUCGCCACGGCAUCGGCUUUCCGCUCUCACAGCACUAAUUUAGAACCUAUUUGUGUUCAUUCCCAUUUCCAGUCCUUGUAAAUAAAUCACACGAUCUUGCCGUGAACUCCGCCUAGGGGAGGUGACUGAUGAAUAGAAGCGCACGACGCUUGUGUUCUUAUACUUGAUGCUACUAUAAAUCAGCUUGUUGGUGACGAAACUUCUACUCUUGGGCGGUACGUAGCAGUAAUUUACAAGGAAUCAUGCAUUGCUAUACUGACAUCAAACCAAAGGAAGAACAAGGAAGCAUGUAUACCACACCAAAACAGCAAGAAACAAGCUGAUACUUGCAAGCAAAGUUGCCGGACGUAUUCUGCAAAAGGAGACAUGCCAAACUCUGCCAAAGGAGCACUGAUCAGUUGGCCAAGAAAUUUUCCCCAUCUAUCCAGCGCCUGACGGGAAUGAAAACUGGGAGAGCUCAACCGGGCUCCGCCGAGUUUACCACACUGGCAGCGGCACGCAAUGCCCGUGCCAGUGACGACUACGCAGUCCUGAGUCUCCUGACGUCCU